GGACAGGUAAUGAUGACGUGGACGAAUGAAAGAGAGGUGAGGGCGUUGAGUGGAUCCACCACCUCACCAUAAAGCCUGUGGUGUGCCUUCACAUUCAAAAGCGCCGAAAGAAAAACAAAACCUAAUAACGCCAUAGCGUUCCCUAACCCGUCGUGCGAGGUCCCUCGACCUCCGCACAACCCCACCGCCCAGUGGCCCAUGUCCCAACCCGAUGAACCCAACGCGCCGCCGCCGCACUUCCUGCUCCACCGUCCGCCGCUGAUGCACCCAGCGUCCGCGUCGCCGCUGUUUAAGCAGCGAUCCUGGUCGCCCGAUGCCUAUCGCGACGAGGCGUGGCUCCGGCGCAAGGGGAACUGGAAGAACCGUCGCAGCAAGAGCGUGACCGACGAGGACGUUGACGAACUCAAAGCUUGCAUUGAAUUGGGCUUCGGAUUCGAUUCCUCCCCUGAGGUGGAACUCGACCGUCGUCUCUCCGAUACGUUACCCGCUCUCGGCCUCUACUACGCCGUCAACAAAACCUACAACGAUUCCCUCGUCCCCAAAACGACGCCGUCUUCUCCCGAUUGCGACAGCACUCCUUCUCCCCAUGGCAGUCCCAUCUUCAGCACGGGUGAUAAUCCUCAGACGGUGAAGACAAGGCUGAGGCAGUGGGCUCAGGUUGUUGCUUGUGCUGUGCGUCAAAGUUCAAGCUGAAUGAUUAAUGGGUGAUGUGAUAAUUUGUUGAAUCGGGAUUAACCAGGGUUGUGAAACUUAACCAUACAAUAGUGCUUGUGUGAUAUGAAUGACAACGAUUCCCCACCCAACCCAACCCAACGCCGAACUUUACUUAACCACCCAAUUGUCUCGGAACCAAACUAGUUGGUUAGUAUUAUGUGUGGGGCUGUCGGCAGCCUCUUGUUUUGUACUGUACUUGUCCAAUAUAUAUAUAUAUAUAUAUAUAUAUAUAUAUAUAUAUAUAUGGGAUCCCUAAGGUAGAUCUAUUAUAUCAUAUGAUAUAUAUUAAUAUGCUAGCCGUACAAUAGUUUUGUUUUGUUCAAGAGGUGUGAAAAAAUAGUCAAAAGAUGUUUCUACUGCGUUUGAAUCUAGUGCUGUUUGCUACUUUUUUGGGUAUUCUGUAAUUCUCUAUCCUCUUGGGCUUGCUACUUUUGUUCAAAAGCAAGGCCAAGGGAGAGGAAUAUAACAUUCUUGUAACUCUGACAAAGGAUUGACUUGCUAGAGGAAUACAGCUUGCUUUCUAACAUGGGUUGGGCUGUGUACGACUCAGCGUGUUUCUUUCGUGAAAGGCAAGACAGAGGAGCUUCAAAUUUCAACUUGGAACCGAACCUUCUUCUAUUCAUGUAUGUCAUCCAUUGCGAAUAUUGCGGUGCUGGCAAUACUUUUUGGGUCUCUGACUGCUUGUACUUUCUAGCCUAUCUGUCAUCACUCUUGAAACGAGUUGAGUGUUGACUAUGGUACGGGUUUGCACCUUACGAUGGAGGCUACUGUAACAAAACGGAAAUUACAGUGGUUGUCAAGUGUUAAAACACCAAUAUUGUUGAAGGUCCUGUUGCAAUGAAAAGUUGAAGGUUUAGAUGAACGAUAUGUAGCUUAGGGACAAUCGUCAUUAAUUAGCUACAGGCGAGUGAUCGCGGAAAACGUUAGAUCGAAUCACUUGUACAUAGGGAAAACAAAAUGAGAUAGAAAUUGCAAAUCCACGCAUUUGUUGGCGAUUUUAGAAUGAGGAGAAAACAAAAGCAUUGUCAUUGCAAUAUAUUUACCAAAAAACACCGUUGCUCCACUCAAAAUGCCAUGAUCUCUAUAAAAGUUAUAUACGGUAGCAAUGUUAAAAUGUUUU
Messenger RNA from Abrus precatorius (Indian licorice), 1834 nucleotides. RefSeq lists its product as uncharacterized. The record is from RefSeq and is a predicted model, not a curated record. The transcript is spliced from 2 exons. NCBI's taxonomy places the organism in Eukaryota, Viridiplantae, Streptophyta, Magnoliopsida, Fabales, Fabaceae. The coding region runs from base 199 to 693 and encodes 164 amino acids.